Lathyrus sativus (Indian pea) is the source of this 267-nucleotide messenger RNA. Lineage: Eukaryota; Viridiplantae; Streptophyta; Magnoliopsida; Fabales; Fabaceae. The record is from the annotation of a GenBank genome assembly.
AUGGAUCAAGGUGAUUACAUCGACUACCUAAAGAGCUUGGAGCCACGAGGAGUGCCACAGCACAAACUGGCACUAAAAAUAAAUACUCCUGUUAUCCUGCUGCGGAAUAUAAACCCAGUGGAGGGUAUAUGCAACAGUACGUGGCUUAUUUGUAAGCAACUUACACCAAAUCUUGUAGGUGCAAUAAUUGCUACAGGUGUGUCAUAUAAGAGUUUCCAGCUUACAAUCGAUCACAUUUACAUUGUUAUAUGGUUAAUAGCUGCGUAA